CCUGAUCCUACUUCUGUAGCAGGAAACGACCAUGCUUCGGGUUUUGUUGCUGGUGGAUCUGCUCAAUUGCAUGGUGCUGCCCAGACAAGUGCCUCAUCCUGGUCUUCAGCAUCAAUGAUAUUUCCACCAGCCCAAGGCAUGCCUUCAAAUGCUGAAUGGAAUGGGUAUCAGGCUACGGUCUACCCAACAUCGGAGAGGAGUUUACCCACACCUCCAGCAUUUGCAAUGAACAACCCAGUAUCUGAGACCAAUUUCUAUGCACCGCUCCAACAGCAAAUGCCAGUUGAUGAAUAUCCUCAGCGACCUGGUCAGCCUGACUGCAGUUAUUUCUUGAAAACUGGAGACUGUAAAUACAAAGCUAAUUGCAGAUUUAACCAUCCUAAGUUUCAAAGUUCCAAGUCAACAUCAUGUGCUCUUAGCGAUAAGGGUUUGCCUCUGAGACCUGAUCAAUCAAUCUGCUCGUUUUACAACCGUUAUGGCAUUUGCAAGUUUGGUCCUGCUUGCAAGUUUGACCAUCCAGAAAAUUGGGGCAAAUCAGUAGCUUCUGGUGGAGUUAGAAUGGCGAGAAAUGAAAUGGAAGCAGGUUUCUCUUAAAUCAGCAUGUUGACAAAUCUCUGUUGUCAAGUACAUGUAAUAUCUAGGAUCAAACUCUGUCCCUGGAUUUUGGAUUCUUUUAGGCCUUGGAAACUUAUUUCCUUUUAAACUCAACUGUAUACAGCUUCAGGAGGAUGUUAGGAUGUUUCUUUUUUGUUGUUAAAUUAUUAAAGCGCAAGCUAAAUAGGAUAUGUAAAAUAUCUUUUUAUAGUAAGUGUAGCAACAAAUUUACUUGAAUCUGCUGCUUAUCUAUAACUUCAUUUA
Molecule: messenger RNA, 858 nt
Organism: Coffea eugenioides
Lineage: Eukaryota; Viridiplantae; Streptophyta; Magnoliopsida; Gentianales; Rubiaceae
Product: zinc finger CCCH domain-containing protein 13-like
Exons: 3
Coding region: 115-594 (159 amino acids)
Molecular function (GO): metal ion binding; mRNA binding
Source: RefSeq, a predicted model, not a curated record